AGGCGAUGAUCCCGGCGUGUGAAGCGGCCACUCGAGAAAUGUUUAGACAGGUAUCUUCGGCCCUCACAGAAAGGACCGACACCUACAUCGACGUCAUCAGGACCCAAUCGCAGCAGUUUUCUGUCGCAGGAGAUGUCGGGAAAAGCUUGUCGAAUACUGAGUCUGCCGUUCAGCAGUUGACGCAGCGCUUGGGCCAAGUGAGCGAAACACUCGACAUCACUACUUCACAGACCGCAAACGUGUUAACGGCAGUGCAGGACUCCAAGACGGCCGUACUCAUGGGCUUGAAAGCACAGCAACGCACUAAAGCAUCAGCCAAUGUGCCAGAUAUGCUUUCACGACAGUCGUCUUCACAGUCUGUAGUGCGUUCAGGAUAUACUACUCCCACUGCUAUCCCGAUACCGCAACAAGCAUCACAGCACCUCACACAACAGCAACAAGCGCAGCCGCAGCAAAUACAGCAACAACUACAACACCAUCAAUCACAACCACAGCAGCAGCAACAACGACAAGUACGGAAUGACUAUGGCAAUUCGAAUGCACAGCCGAUGAUGUACCAACAGCCGCCACCACAGCAACAACGACCGCCACAACACCAACAAGUACUACAACAACAACAGCAACAACCACCGCCACAGCAAAGGCAGUCUGCAGCGCAACCCCAAUCUAAGCCAGCACCCGGCGAAACCCCGGAAGAUCUUUGGGCGGCUAUUAACAAACUUUUAUUGGCCGAGAAGUACGAAGGGGCUUUCAACAAAUCUCUGAAUGCGGUGCAUCUACCCACACUGGAGCGCCUGUGCACUACAUUAGACAUGGAACGCAUCCUGAAGAGCCAGCCACCAGUCAUCUCACAGCCCGUCCUCUUGUCGUUGAUUCAGCAAUUGUCUACAAAUCUCAAGACAGGCACUGUCAUGAAGCUUUCGGUGGUCCGAACUGCGUUGGUGAGCCUGGAUCGCAACGACAAGAUUGUGCAGCAGCAUAGAAUGGGACUACUCCAACAGGUUUCUAACUCGUUGAAAGCUUUCAAGGCGGCAUCACCAUACCAUCCGGCAAUGUCGGAGGUCGAGCGGCUUCUUCAAGACACUGCCUACGACCGACUUUAAAGAACUGAGACGAAUUAUUAUAAAUGUACAUAGAAUUCUUAAGACUCUUUUGCCGAGGUGUAUACGACUAUGCUGGUUGUCUUGAGAUAAUUUUUGCGAACUCGCAGUUUAAUAAAUAUGACAGAAAAUUGGA
Sphaeroforma arctica JP610 is the source of this 1236-nucleotide messenger RNA. RefSeq lists its product as hypothetical. Bases 6 to 1103 code for a protein of 365 amino acids. The record is from RefSeq and is a predicted model, not a curated record. The transcript is spliced from 6 exons. Gene Ontology annotation, cellular component: P-body. Gene Ontology annotation, biological process: deadenylation-independent decapping of nuclear-transcribed mRNA. Lineage: Eukaryota; Ichthyosporea; Ichthyophonida.